Molecule: messenger RNA, 3361 nt
Organism: Sciurus carolinensis (gray squirrel)
Lineage: Eukaryota; Metazoa; Chordata; Mammalia; Rodentia; Sciuridae
Gene: Elk1
Product: ETS transcription factor ELK1
Exons: 6
Coding region: 1197-2483 (428 amino acids)
Biological process (GO): regulation of transcription by RNA polymerase II; cell differentiation
Cellular component (GO): nucleus
Molecular function (GO): sequence-specific DNA binding; DNA-binding transcription factor activity, RNA polymerase II-specific
Source: RefSeq, a predicted model, not a curated record
CUCUAAAGCACCCUGGAAGUCCUAUCUUAGUAUUUGCCAUUUGAUUGUAUGCUCUGCCCUCCUUUCACAGCUUGGUAACCUGGAUCCUCUCCUCACCCUCCAUUCCUUUUCCUGAACACUACCCUCUGAACUGCCACAGAAAAUGGGCCAAUUCAGCCUUUUCCUCCUGGCCCUAAGGUUUACCCCUCUCCUAUACCCCAGCAGUUCCUCAGGUACCCCAAAUAGCACUCGUGCCCUUCUUAGCUCAACCUUGGCCUCACUCCUGCUUUUAAAUGGAUCCAGCUUCCACCAAUAGGCAGAGAUUCCACAAUCCCUAGUCAACCCCUAAUCUAGGUUGGGUCCAGCUAACCCCCCAAUAAACCAAGAGCCAGGUUCCACCUUCUUAUAAGUCUGGCCAUGACUGGAGCCUGCCCUCCUGGUAGACAUUUAAUUUCUGCCCCGAAACGUUCUUUUGCACGUCUGGCAGCUCUCCAGCUUUCCUACCUCUGCUGCGUUCUAAAUACGACUUUUCUAGCCAAUCGCCAUACAGUUACCCUGCCCGCCUACGCAGACCCGGACCCAACCCUCUCUUUGCUGGCUUCUACGCCCAUUUCUAUAUAAGUCCUGCUUCCGCCAAGCGGCGUGGCGUGCAGCAGCGCCUGCUCGGUGUUUUGGCAGCUGUCUAGAAGUCUCAUCCGCCAAUCUGCGGAAUAUCAGACCCACCCACUUUAGGCUGUAUGCCAUCAAUCCCGUUUAGGCCAAUCAGCCUGAGGCUGGCUCCCCCAAAUCUUGUCAAUUGCCCAUGGCCUAUCAGUCUUGAGCCAAUCAGCACUGAGUGCCCGCGAGACCAAGCACAUAUUCUCCAGACUCAAACGACAAUCCGCUGUCCGUCUUUAGCCUUUAAGCCAGUCACAGCACAGCCCUGUGAAGUAGGACCCGCCUUUCCAAGCCAGAAGCUGUGCAGUAGAGCUGUGGCUGUUUGGCCAAUCAGCGAGCGGCGGGACGUUCGUCUCCUCCCCCAUGGGCCCACGUGAGCCGUGGGGAAAGGCAGGGGCGGCUUCUAGGUGCUGCCGCCACCGCCGCCGCCGCCGCCGCCUCGGAACCCGGGCCUGGGGGGCGGUGGGGCCGCGUAUGGAGCCCCCGCCCCCCGGAGCUGCUAACAACGCCGCCGCGCCACGCACAGGUACCCCUGGGAUGGCGUGAGCGCUCCCCCAGCGAUGGACCCAUCUGUGACGCUGUGGCAGUUUCUGCUGCAGCUUCUGAGAGAGCAAGGCAAUGGUCACAUCAUCUCUUGGACUUCGCGGGAUGGUGGUGAGUUCAAGCUGGUGGACGCAGAGGAGGUGGCCCGGCUGUGGGGGCUGCGCAAGAACAAGACCAACAUGAAUUACGACAAGCUCAGCCGGGCCUUGCGGUACUACUAUGACAAGAAUAUCAUCCGCAAAGUGAGUGGCCAGAAGUUUGUCUACAAGUUUGUGUCCUACCCUGAGGUUGCAAGGUGCUCCACAGAGGACUGCCUGCCCCAGGCUGAGGUAUCUGUAGCCUCCGCUGUGGCAAAUGUGGCCCCUGCUGCUGUACAUGCUGCCCCAGGGGACAUUGCCUCCGGAAAGUCAGGCACACCCAAGGGUGCAGGAAUGGCAGGCCCAGGCGGUUUGGCACGCAGCAGCCGGAAUGAGUACAUGCGCUCUGGCCUCUACUCCACCUUCACCAUCCAGUCCCUGCAGCCACAGCCACCCCCUCAUCCUCGGCCUGCCUCGGUGCUUCCCAACACCACCCCUGCAGGAGCAGCAGCACCUCCCUCCGGCAGCAGGAGCACCAGUCCGAACCCCUUGGAGACCUGCCUGGAUGCAGAAGAAGCUAGCCUGCCUCUGCAGGUCAUCCUGACUCCACCUGAGGCCCCAAACAUGAAAUCGGAAGAACUGAAUGUGGAGCCAGGUUUGGGCCGGUCACUGCCCCCAGAAGUGAAAGUGGAAGGGCCCAAGGAAGAGUUGGGAACUGCAAGAGAGGUGGGGUUUGUGCCAGAAGCUGCCAAGGCUGGGCCCGAAGCCCCUCCUGCAGAGGGCAUGCCAGCCCGGAUGCCCACUGUUGUUAUGGAGACUACAGCACAGGUGGGUGGCCUUGCAGCCUCCACCACUGAGAUCACCCAGCCACAGAAAGGCCGGAAGCCCCGGGACCUGGAACUUCCGCUCAGCCCAAGCCUGCUGGGUGGACCAGGACCCGAACGGACUCCAGGAUCAGGAACUGGCUCUGGUGUGCAGGCACCUGGGCCAGCACUGACGCCAUCCCUGCUACCUACGCAUACAUUGACCCCGGUGCUGCUGACUCCCAGCUCGCUGCCCCCCAGCAUUCACUUCUGGAGCACCCUGAGUCCUAUCGCACCCCGAAGCCCAGCCAAGCUCUCCUUCCAGUUUCCGUCCAGUGGCAGCGCCCAGGUGCACAUCCCUUCCAUCAGCGUGGAUGGCCUCUCGACCCCCGUGGUGCUCUCCCCAGGGCCCCAGAAGCCAUGACUACAACCACCACCACCCCUUUCUGGGGUCACUCCAUCUGUGACCCUGAACUUCUCUCCAGCCAGCAAUCUCAAGGAGAAACAUAGUUCAACUGACAGACUCAAGCUCUGGUUGUGGUGGGGUGGGGAUUCCUGGGAAGAAGGAUCUCUCACUAACUCCUUCACCAAAACCCCACAACCUCUCUCUCCUUUGUCAGUCCCCCAGUGGCCGCCCUUACACGUCUCCUACUUCAGUGGUAGGGGCGGUUUAUUUAUUUAUUUUUUGAAGGCCACUGGGAGGAGCCUGGCCCAACCCUUUUAGGGGGGUGGUUAAGACAUCUCCCCCAUCUCCCUACUUUUUUCCCUAAGACAAGACAAUCGGGGUCUGGCUUGAGAAGGACCUUUCUUUAUUUAUUUCUCAGCCUGCCCCUGGGGAGAUGAGGGAGCCCUGUCUCCAUUUCGGGGUGUGGAUAGUAGAGCUAGUUUGUUUUGUUUUAUUAUUCCUGGCCAUACCCAAGGGUCCAGGAAGAAUUUAUCCGCUUUAAUGGUUUGGGAGUCUUGGCCAAGAAAGGAUCACACCCUUGAAAGAGGAAUUUCCACCUCCUCAACCUUUCUCUCAGACAGCUUGUUCUUUAUUCAACCAACAUUUUGGCCAGGGAGGAACACCCCUUUUGUUGUUCUCCCCCCUGAGAAGCCAUUCCUUUGUCUGCCAAACUCCAUGGGGUCCUGCCGGUUACCUCCCAAUGGAGGGUUUUUUUGGGAGGUGGUCCCCGUCUGGGGGGCCCCUCCAACCAGUACUCCAAGUUUCCCUGUCUUUCACCCCCUGCCAUUUUGAUAGUAUAAUCUAUUUUUAAAUGGGGCUUUUCAAUAGGGGAGAGGGAGGCAUCUCUUCCUAUAUCU